AUGACAAUAGCUUUGGGUUUGAUGAUACUGUUGUGGGGGGAGGGUAGUGUAGAAUUUGGGAAUGAUGAUAUGAUUGAUGAAGAAGAGGAAGAUGGUGAUGAUGAUGGUGAAGAUGUUGAGGAAAUCUGGUGUGAGGAAGAGGGUGAGGGUGAAGAAAAUGGGGAAUUUAGUUACGAGGAAGAGGUUGAAGAUGGUAUGGAAAUGGAAUAUGAGGAUGGUGGGGUUUCUGGUGGAGGUGAAAAUGUUGGGGGUUCCUCUGUUGUUACCCCCAAGAGGAAGGUAUUGGUUGAUACCUUUGUAGGGGAGGAAGAGGAACUGGAACCACCUGCCAUUAGUAUGGUGUUUGGUAGUUGGGAUGUAGUUGAUAGCUACUUCUGGAGGUAUGCGAGGCAGAAGGGAUUUGGCAUAGUUAGAGCAGCAUCUAGUUGGGCUAAGGUGAAGAGUGAAUUGGGAGAUGGAAGCGAAAGGUUGAUCCUCUUAAGGAAGGAUUGGCGCAAGAUAAUGAUUGUUGAAAAAAGGAAAACAAAGAAGUGUUCAUGCCCUGUGGAGUUGUAUGCUAGUGUAAAUGCGGCGGGGGAUUGGGUUAUUCACAAGGUUUAUUUGGAACAUAAAAGGCACAUAGUCACUCCAAGAAAAGCAAGGGAUGUUUCCAUGUUUCAUAAGCAUGAGUUGCUUGCUAAAAAUAAGCAUUUGGUUAAACAGGCCUGUAAUGCCAAGAAGUCAAGGUUUGGGAAGGAUGGCGCAUUGCAGGAUGUUCUUUGGGUUGAUGCAAGGAGUAGGGCUGCCUAUGAAGAAUUUGGCGACAUUGUAUGCUUUGACAGUACGUAUUUGACGAACAUAUUCCAUCUCCCAUUUGCUGUCUUUCUUGAGGUUAACCAUCAUGGGCAGAGUAUAUUGUUUGGUUGUGCGUUGAUUUCCCGUGAGACUGUCGAGACGUAUGUGUGGGUGUUCAAGACUUGGCUGAAUUGCAUGGGUGAUAAAGCUCCAACAUCCAUACUUACAGAUCAAGAUCCUGCCAUUCGCAAAGUUGUUCAUUUGGUCUUGAAUCAAACAUGUCACAGGUGGUGCAUAUGGCAUAUUCUGCAGAAGUUUGGAAAGUAUCUUGGGAAGUUGGGGAAAUAUGAAGAAUUGAGUGAUGAAUUGAAAAAUAUAAUAUAUGGAAGUUUAGUUCCUUAG
Molecule: messenger RNA, 1176 nt
Organism: Chenopodium quinoa (quinoa)
Lineage: Eukaryota; Viridiplantae; Streptophyta; Magnoliopsida; Caryophyllales; Amaranthaceae
Product: protein FAR1-RELATED SEQUENCE 2-like
Exons: 4
Coding region: 1-1176 (391 amino acids)
Biological process (GO): regulation of DNA-templated transcription
Source: RefSeq, a predicted model, not a curated record